UCCGGGGAACAGAAGUCCGGAAGUUCGAGGGGCUGUUCUCGCCCACUAAUUCUCGUACACGUCCCUCGGUGCCGGCAUAGGUGCGUGUACUGCACCUUUUCGGGUUCCGACCCACUGUGCCCUGUGCGGGUCACCGCUUGCGGAUCUGGAUUGGGCGCAAGGCAGAUUGAGCAAACCGGGCGUGUGCACUCCUCCAGAAGAGCUAGCGGAACGGGCCGCUAGUGGCGCUUUUUGGUAACUGAAGCCAGAGGGAGUGGUUGCAGGCUUCAGCUGUGUUUUUCCAAGCCUGGUCGGCUGUGCAGUGGAGCCCAGGUUCCAGGGAUGUAUAUGCAGGUGGAGACACGCACCAGCACCCGCCUCCAUCUGAAGAGGGCUCCAGGCAUCCGGUCUUGGUCCCUGCUGGUCGGAAUACUAUCCACCGGCCUGGCUGCUGCCUAUUACAGUGGAGAUAGUCUGGGCUGGAAGCUCUUCUAUGUCACGGGCUGCCUGUUUGUGGCUGUACAGAACUUGGAGGACUGGGAGGAGGCCAUUUUCAACAAGAGCACUGGGAAGGUCAUCUUAAAAACAUUCAGCCUCUACAAGAAGCUUCUGACUCUUCUCAGAGCAGGCCAUGAUCAAGUGGUGGUCCUGCUGAAAGACAUCCAGGAUGUGAAUGUGGAGGAGGAAAAGGUCCGUUACUUUGGGAAGGGCUACAUGGUGGUGCUCCGGUUUGCAACAGGCUUCUCUCAUCCCCUUACACAGAGUGCAGUCAUGGGUCGACGCAGUGAUGUGGAAGCCAUUGCUAAACUCAUCACUAGCUUCUUGGAGCUGCAUCGCCUGGAGAGCCCCUCAGAACGGUCACAAAGCAGCGACAGUGAACCUGAUGUCCCUGGUGGCCAGAGCUGACAGUGUGGAAUGGCUGCUGGAAAAUGUUGCCCACUUCUGACACAUUUCCAACUGACGUGCUAAUUAUAAGGGCACAGGCAGAUCUUGGGCACCUGCCUGUGGCUCCAUGGGGAGUUCUACUCCGGACCACCUGCCUUUUGUUUGUUUGUGCUUCUACACUUUGCAGAACCAUGAGCUAGACCUCUUCCACAAUCCAGAAAGGUUGCAUCUAUCAGGAUGAUGGGGAUGGAUGCUACAUCUAGGGGGAGGGCAAGGUCUCAGAAAUUAGUGCCUUCCCUAGAGGUAUACUGCAGCUGUGGGUUGGGCAGCACAGCCUGGUCUGGAUAAGCUCACCCAAGGGCAAUCUGAAGCAUAAGAUGCCAAGCUUUCUUCAGCAUAAGCCUAGUGCCUGCCUUCAAGACGCCUUGCCACCCCAGGCUACUGCGGGAAGACUCCACUUCACAGUGAGAGUGAGACACCCACAUUCACGUAGGAAGGACCCACUCCUGUACACGCUGAGGUCUACUGUCCCUCACCAUCCCUCAAGAUGGACACUCUCGGUGGUCAGGGGCUUCCCUGAAGGCAACUCUGGAUGUUGGAGCUGGUUACAGAACUCUCAGAGAAAUCAGAGUGCUGCUGACUACCCUGUUCCUUCUUAGGCCACUUGUCUGAGAUCGCAGGGUGUUGGAGUGCAGCUGUCAGGAAUGGAAGGCUCUCCCAACCCAGCUGGGGAAGGGAAGGUCACCUCUUUUGGCAUCCUGCAGCCUUUAAGACCUGGGAGCUCCUUUACAGAAACUGAGUCUUAGCCUUUCAAGCCUGGAAACCACCUGGAGAAAAUAGGCACGUGGAGACACAGCCCUAUAAAUCCCAGUGUUCAGAAGUGAGGCGGGAAGAAGGUUCCAAGGCCAGCCUGGGCCAUGGCCUCUUCUAAUAAAGUUGGUACCAACCACUAA
Arvicanthis niloticus (Nile rat) is the source of this 1817-nucleotide messenger RNA. It is a transcript of the gene Cybc1, whose product is annotated as cytochrome b-245 chaperone 1. The record is from RefSeq and is a predicted model, not a curated record. Lineage: Eukaryota; Metazoa; Chordata; Mammalia; Rodentia; Muridae.